CGAGCGGUCUCGCUUUUGACACGCAUCUGCGCAAUCGCUCCUCGCGUAAGGAACAGCUGGUUGUCGCCUCGCGACCAAAACAACGCAGUGUGUCUCCCCGAAGUAAACGGUCUUUGUCAGUGCCCAAAUCGUCUGGAUACGCCGAUUCGCCGAGCGACCACCCAUGGAUUUACACUCGGACGAGUGGCUGAUACACUAGCCCCGGUGUGGCCCCCGCCGCGGUUCUCUGGAGCCCUGGCCGUGGGAAAGUGCGCCGCUAGCAGCAGCAGCAGCGUCGGCCCAAAGCAUCAGCAUCAGUGCAGCACCAACGCGGAGCCCACUGGCAGGCAGGGAGGGCGGCGGUGGGAGAGGCUUGUAGCAGCAGCGGUGCCGUGCAGCUGACUAGAGCAGCAUGGUGAAGACUUUCCAGGCAUACUUGCCGACCUGCCACCGCACCUACAGCUGCAUUCACUGCAGGGCCCACCUGGCCAACCACGACGAGCUCAUCUCCAAGUCAUUCCAAGGAAGCCAAGGAAGGGCUUACCUCUUUAACUCAGUGGUGAAUGUCGGGUGCGGGCCAGCAGAGGAGCGCUACUUACUCACUGGUCUCCAUGCAGUGGCUGACAUCUACUGCGAAUGCUGCAAAACCACACUUGGUUGGAAAUACGAACAUGCAUUCGAGUCAAGCCAGAAGUACAAGGAGGGCAAGUACAUCAUCGAGCUGGCUCACAUGAUCAAGGAGAAUGGCUGGGAUUGACAACACGCCCCGGUGGAGGAAGAGGACGCGCCGCCGCCACCCUCAUCGUCGUCGGCCCCUUCCUCCCCCGUGGUGGCCCUAUUUCGCAAUGGCCACCCACCGCCACAGUACUUCCCACCCUUCUGAAGGGUGGACCCGCAUUGCCACAGCCAAAGUGGGAUGGCCUUCAGACAGAUCAGCUGUCCCUGAUGCUAGAAGAGUCAAGUCUGCCCGAUUGCUAGUGUAGCAGGUCCUGCCUGUUCCCCGACUGGUCGUUCUUUUGUUGUUGUUUUUUUCUGUCUCUGGAAAGCCACGUUUCUCCAGGGCACGUCCUUCCAUUUGCACGGCCGUUUUCGGCGAGGCUGAGGGGAGACUAAUGUAAAAAGAGACAGGAUACCUUGAUAACUCGGUGAGGUGCUCGUUCGCAAGUGCCUGUUUGAUUGAGGCCAAAUUGAGUUUUCACUAGUUCCGGUGUUUUUUAAAGAGGGUUAGGGUUUCAUUAUAAUUUUGUGUCAUUGUUCGGGGGCUUGUAAAGAAGGUGUACUGGGGCAAUCGCGGUUAAUCAUUAUUGCUCAAAGCCGCAUGCUCAACUUUCUAGACGAAGUCGUCAACGGGUAAUUGGGGGGUUGUACUGCAAGGCAGUUGUUGCUCAUGGUAUUAUUAGAGACUUCACGACUUGCGAGACCUAAACAUAAUGGCGCAAAAACUUAAAUCAUGAUUAACGCAUUCGCAUACCUUGCCGGUGACAAGACUGGCACAACACCCUACAAGGGCCAAGAAAUAGUAUGCUUUUCAUUUCACUCUUCUUGAGGGUGAAUGUUUUAUUUCUGUCUUUCACAAUAGCUCGGUGAGAAAAAGAUAUACGGCACACCUUGAGGGAAAUGUUUUAUGUAGGAAGGUGUUCCUGUACUUCAGGUUAGCUCGGUGAACAAAAAAAAAAAGAGUGUACCGCGAAGUGUUUUAAUAUGUGACAAUGUUUCUGUGCUUCAGAUUAACGCUAAAAAAAUUCUCCACUUCUUGAUGCAGAUCUUACGAGGUUUUGUGCUCAAGAUUAACUGGGUGAUGAAAAUAAUUGUUCUGACAUAGGAGCAUAAACAAGUUUCCUCUAUUAAGCCAGGUGUGUUAAGAGCUCAUUUGAACCAUAGCAUAUAUAGUCUGUUGCUGUGAGGUGUGUAACAAAUGAAAUUGCUGCUGGAAUUGUUUCCUUAGCCUCACACAUGGGUGGUCAUCAGACAAAUAUCUAAAAGUGGAAUGGAUUGGUUGUCUGAAAGUGUAGUUGAUGCGGAGACUUGUUUUUGAUGUACCCCACUGCAAAGUGUGGGGGUAGUUGCUGUUCCAUUCCGGUGUGACGAUCUGUCGGGGACAGGCAGAAGUUCUGCAGAAACGUUGUGCAGGACAAGAAACUCCUCUUCAAAAUGAACUUCAAAACGAGUAGUGCUGUGUUUAUGACGCCAAGUUGGCCCUUCUGUCUCGAUGACAAACUCGCCACGAGAGGACUCUGUGAGGGACUGUGUUGUCAUGUGAUCACUACAAGACUUGUGGUGAAAAAGCGCGGAAGUUUUUUUUUUUCCCGACACCCGGUCAUUUGUUGGGUGGGACACCAUGACGAUGCAGCGAAGCCAGCUGCGAGGACAAAUAUGCCAUUGUAUCGUCAUCUAGGCAUGGUCAGGUACCGCGGGACCUAGGGCUUAUUGUUGUCAAGAUUUUUUUUACUCAUUAUACUUGAGGAUUUUAGAAUGUGCGUGCGUGUGUGUGUGCAGAGUUUUUGAGGGUGAGGGUUGGGAGGAGAAAUGAUACUGUUAUGCUUGUGUGUGUGUGUGCGUGCGUGUGUGCUUGCGAAUAAUUUAAAUCAUUAUCUUUGAAUGUAUGAGAAUGCAGUGUGUGUUGUACCUCGGAUGCUGCUGUGAAGUGUGAUGGACACUGUUUACAUGGGCUGAGUGGGGUCUCAUCUGGGUCACAAGAUGCGUAUGAAGCUUGUGUAAUGUCUGUCUGUCUGAGCGAUCACAAGUGUGGAGUUUGGCGUGAUGUUUUUUUAAAGGCUUUACCAGCACUAUUUCGUGUGUUAGUGUGCGUUUGCAUUUGUCCUCUUAAUUGAAUGUUUUCUCUCUCUGCAUCUUCUAGUCUGCAGUUGUUUAUGUUUGGUUGUUUGUUUGUUUGUCUCGACACUUGCUGCGAGUGCUUCCUGCAAUGACAACAAAGUUUUAUCUGUGAUUAUAUUUCUUUUGCACUUUUCUUUCUUUAAUAUAAGCGUGAUUGCAACAUGUGAGAUCAGGCCGCGCGGAAUGUGCAGCCUAUGCAUGUGAAACACUGAACAUAGCAUUAGAGGAGGUGAUUCAUGACAAAGCAUGUCUCGUCACACAUCUUGCUUGUCUCAAUUUAUGAAUGACUGGGACUUAUCUUGCCACAGUGUGAAAUCGAAUUUUUUAUUUUUUUUUGUCUCUCUCACCCUUUUGUUGUCCUACUUAAUUAAAUUUAGCCCACAGACACGCUCAUACAGUUUUAAUAGGCAGUUUUUGGCACCUGCCAUUGGACACAACUGUGUGAGGCAAGGCCUGAAUAAAUACAUUGCUUCACCAGUUUACUGAAAUCAUUAGCAGUUGUUGCCAGGGCAGUUUUCGACAAUCCUUGCGCACUCGCACGUGCAUGCUGUUACAAUUACUUUGGUUAAUUGGCGGGUACACAAUGUGUAUAAGCUGCUGCGAAAUUUCACUUGUAGAAGCACACUAUACCAACAGUAUUCAAAGCCUUGUGUUGUUUCAGAACUGCAAGAGAUAAUAUUUCACCGUUUUUGGCGUCUUGGAUAGUCAGGGUAGAAAUAAGAGAGGUCACUAGAAUCGCUUGUCUGGCAACACACAACAAUAGGUAGCCGGUGCUGUUUGGCCAUAUUGUGCUCUGUAUCGUACCUUUGUUUGCAAGGUAACUUGUACAAGAUUAUUGGGAUUUCCUUACUGUUGCUUACAGGGUGAUCCGUUAAGAAAGGUGACGGUUUAAUGGUACUAGAGCAACGAUAGACCCUUUUAGGAAUGCACCAAGCUAGUUAGUUUUUUCGCUAUGCACAAUUGCCCUAGGUGGCUGGUGCAUAAAUAAAAUGGGGAUUACUGGACAGUUCAUGCACUGUUGCUAUUUUUGUGCAUUAAACAUGACGGGAAGGUGUGCACGAAAGCAAGAACAAUGCACUAUGCAUUGACAGACAUUUUAGCGAUGCAAUUGAGCUGCCAUAUUUGGGCAUUCUGCAUUGCAAGCCAGCUUGGAACUUAUCUAAAGGGUCAAUUGCUGCAGAAGUGUGUCAGCAGGCAACUGGUAGGUCACCAUCAAUGAACCGACUCUUCUGAAUUUUCUCAACAUAAAGCCUUGAACUUAAAUCAGGUGUUCCCUCUCAUGUUGGCUCCAUGUAUAUGUGUUUAAAGUUUGGACAGUUAGGCCAUCUCAUCUCUGUUUACGUGGGGUAUAUGGCAUGCACGCACUACGAACAAAGGUUUAGAACAAUGUUUUUGUAGUUUGUACAUGCCCUGUAGCUUAUGUAAACUUUGUCCAACCAACUAGCUACCAGCUCAUCUUUAUUAUAACUUUUUAACAGUGGCCAAGAUAUUUGCAGCUCAGGUUUAUAAAGCCAAGAAAUUCAGCUGGGGCUUAUCUAGCUCACCAGGACAAGGGAAGAAAGGGAUUCUAGACAGAAUCUGGAAGUAGUGCGUAUUGUUCAUUGCCAUGCUUGUGGGCACAUCAAUGUUUUUCUUUGUUGUUGCCAGUAAUCUGGUUUCAACUUCACCGCAGCUGCCAUGAAAUAUUUGUUAAGCAACUCGAUUCUUCAGAAAUCUACAAGGUUUGAGUUCUACAAAAUGUUUGUGCACUUGUCACCUUGUGUGCAUCAAUGCAUGUACAGUUGCGUUCAAUGUGAGCUGCAACACCGGUGCCCAUGAUUGAAAGAGCUUGGAGACUGCAUGGCGGCUCUUAUAUGCAAAACAUUGGUUUAAUAAAUACCGGUAAUUUUAACUGUGUUUAGUUCUGCAGUUAUUCGUUUGUUGGUUCUGCCAUGCAGUCUUGAAGCCCCUUCAAUUACUAGCACCCGUGUUGCAACUCGUAUUGAACACGACUGUAUAUUGUAAAAAGCACUGGUGUCUAUCCACACCACUGUGCACAUAGAUUCUGAAUGUGUUUAAUUGAAAUCUUAGCUUGUGGAUGGCGCCCCUAAAGCUUUUUCCAAUUAACAUUGGUUAACACAUGGUUACAUGAUAAGCACUUAACACUGAACGGCAACAAAGGCACUUGAGUUGUUCGAAGCACUGUUACCUGGUUCAGAACUUGUACUCUUUAAGCGUAAUGCACAUCAGUUUCAUUACAUGAUCUUUGCCACAUGGAUAUGAUAGCGGAAAGAUUGCUUGGAAGGUCAAAUAAGAAUAUCCAGCCAAAGUCGAUUCUUUGUUUUACAUGUGCUCGGUUCAUUUUCUUCAGUAUGACUGUAGGGACUUACUGGGUAUGGGCAUAUGCACCCAGAGGGAAUCUCUGCAUAUAGGAAUGGCCAUUUACGGCCAUGCCCAUUCACAAUAAUGCCAAAUACUUUUGGGAGGAAUGGUCAAUUCGUCAUAACAGUCAAAUUAGCAACGUUGUUGAGAGCAGAUUCUUUCACAAGGCAGAUAUGGACGAAGGGGCAGAAAAUAGGAUUUUUUGGGCAAUGCUGGAAGAUGUGUACUUAUCUGUAGCACAAACAGGGUAUAGUAUUUGUGCAUCUUUGUUUAUAAUGAGUGCUCAUUCUUUAUAACAAGGCACAUCCUUGUUUAUUAAUAAGUAGUACAACUGUUGCAUAUGGAGCGGUGAUCUCGCGUGUAGCACCAAGGCUUUUUUUUUUGUCUCUACAUUUUGUGAGAACAGACCAACUUAUAUUCACAAAUACCUCUCUGGGCACCAUCAAGUGCAGAAAUUGUCUACUUGUAUGUCAUGCAGUCAGUGGCUUUUGUAGAUGCUAGCCACGUUCACUUUUCAGCGUUGAUGUGAAAUUCUUUCAUUGAAUGUGCCCAACAAAUUAAAGUUCUACUUUUAGCAGCGUUGAUUUUCACCAAAAGAGAGUAUGCACCAGCCCAUUCUUGGCUGAGCCUGGCAUUGCUCAGUUGAAGCCUUGUGACAUAUUUUUUGGCUAAAGUUCUUAUUAGCUAGAGACGUGAGCCUUUCCCUCGUGAAAUUUUUGCCUUAAUGUUUCUCGGGCUACGUGUUCAACCAGCUACUAACUUGUUUCUAGUUCUGAACAUUUUGUGAUCUGAAUCACUGCAGUGUUCCUCGUCAUUCACAUUGAAGAGCAGCAUGCAAUGCAUGGCAAUGAAUGAUGUCAUCUUGAUGAUUUGGCCAGAUUUCACGUUGCUUCUGUUACAGUGGAUGCUUGAACAGAGCUGAUGGCAUGUACGUGCGAGCAUUUUAGCUAGUGUAGGUCACCUUGUUAACUGCAGAAAAUCAGUUGAGAAUUGCCAAAACACUCGCAGUGAUAUGAGGAGACUGCUGGCUAGUGCAUGGGGGCUUGUUCUGGCAAACCUCUUGUGGGAUUUUUCAGCAGGUUUGCUUACUGCAAUGGUUCCACGCCUAUCAAGUAUCAUUACUUGCUUUACAAGCCCUCCUCAAUGUUGGUUGGACUAUGCCAGUGAAUGAAAAUGUGGGGGUGGUCUACAUUUAUAGAACAAGUUUAGACAUACGAUGAGCACUUAGUACCCCUGUCGCAUGGGCAGUUUCAAUCCACACUGGUCUGUUUGCCCUGAACCUUUCAAGUGUUUCCAAAGCACGAAGUGUGAACGGGGCAGAGCAGAACCAAAGUAAAGUGCACUUGAACGUGAUGUGCAUCAGCAUUUGAUCUGUAAGAGUUCAAUUUGCAUUGGCUCAAGAAAGCCCGAAAAUGCUUAUGUGAUAAGUUAUAAACAACAUUACCUGCCUUUCUCAGUUGCUCGUCAAGGGCCCAGAAACGAAGAAGGAUUACAAUUUUUCAUGGUGAACCCUAUGAGAUACUUGAAAAGUACUUGUAGUUGACGAGACAUUCCAUGAAAUUUGCACUGACAGAUGGCACGUCUAGGUUUAUUUUUUUUACUCAGUCUCUUCAAGAUUGGACAAAAACAUAUCUUUUUUUAUGCUGUGUACUUUUAGUUUGCUUUCAUUAUACUAUACCAACCUUGUAAUUGCUGGCACGUAAGUGGAGAGCGAUGAUCAUAUGGGCUGGUUGGGGCAGGAAUGUAAUGAAAGAUAACUAUGUGAAAACGUGAAGCAACACACAAGUGCAGCACUGUAUUUGUCUUUGUGUUGCAUCUUGUCUUUGCACAUCUUUUCUUCUGCAUGUUUCCUCUUAAGCACAUUCAGUGAUUGCCCAAUUUCAAACCAAACUCAUGAAUUUCACCUGCGUAGAUUUGUGCCCAUGUUAUAUUUCCGUCCCUCUUGGUAUCGUGGUACAAAACCACUAGCUUGUACAGACGGUUAUCUGCAAAAACCUUGAGGCGAAGAUUUCUUGUGCGACCAGGUUUACCGGGCUUUCUAUUCACUAUGUGGCCAGGUUCAGGAGUCUUGCGAUGCUUUCUUUUUGUACACAGUUGUGGCUACAUUUUUCAAUCCUGACCUUAAUUUGUAAAGAGCUUCUGCUAGCCUUGUCUCAUUGCAUUGCUCAUUGCAAGCUGUUGUCAUGGUCUUUCAAAAUCUUUUAAAACUUUCACUGUCAGGGUGUUCUGGUCCUUUUGCCCUCAGUGCAAUUGUCUAUCCAAACUCCUUAAGGUGUUCUUGGCUUUACAGUCCUCGCAUCUUGAGCACACUCUUGGUUCUUGUGCCACACUGGCCGUUUACCCGUUAUGUUGAACUCUAGUUGGCUGAAGUUUAUGUGAUGAUUACUGUUUGUUGAUGAAAUUUGUGGUUGUCUGCAUCAAAUAAUUAUCUACUGUUACUGCUGUCUAUUUAAACCAAACCUUCACAUGUUAAGAAUGCCUAUAGCUUUCAGACAGAAUGACUAAACACAGCAGAGCCAACAUGCUGGCUACCAGGCAUUGUGGGCAUGAUUUUUUUUUUUAUGGUGAAUAAUUGCUUCAUCAGCGUAUCUACAACUAUUGUGCUAACAGCCAUAGAUGUACAGCAGAUAAGAGCAGAGGACCCUGCCCUUGGCUGUGUUCGUAUUGCAGUGGAAUAUCCACGUUCGAAUCGCCCAUAUUGCUCCACAUUGAGCCUGUCUGUGCACUUCAGCUAUUGUCGCCCUACUGAGAUGUUUCUGCCGAUAUUUGUUCUCUGCCAGUGCAGCGCACUUUAGUCACAUAAAGCCUUUAUAUAUCUUGUAUUGAGGGAAUAGCACUGUAUUUAUUUCCUUCAUUACUUGCCUGUUUCUAUUAUUUGUUUGUUCACAUUAUGCUGCUGGGAAUGUCAUUGUUGGGUCUCAAUCUGGACCUGACACGUUGGAACUAAGAGAUUAAUAAGUGGCCUUGUUUAAUGCCGUGGGGAGAUGCAAGUUGAUGAGCUUAAGCCAUUAUUUAUUUUUUUCAGUUUCUUUUGUUUUUGUUUUUUCUUCACAUGGUUCGGUGCAAAUGCAGAAUGCUGUCUUUUAUCACACAUUCAGUCCCUAAAGGAAUGCAGAAUCUCCCCACUCCCUGCCGUUGCACUCCUUACUCUUGGAAACUUGGCACCUUUUGGGGUGUACAUUUGUCCCACUACGCCACUAAAAAUUGUAUACCAUUUACGGUGCACUUUUAUUUGUUACUCUGCAGUGAUUGUCGUCAAUCUCGUGUGCAUUUCUUGACCUUGAAGACAAUGAAUGAUAUGUGGUGUGAAAGGGCGUAGCAUUAAAAAUGCUGUGCUAUAACCAUCAUUUCAGAGGACACUUCCCUCCACUGUAUCUUUACUGACAGGAUAGUCACUGGGCACACCGCAUUAAGGAAAGGGACUUCAGCAAGAAUGACUACGAUUACUGUUACGUGACAAAAUAAUUUGUGCAGUAUUUUCAGAGAUCUUUCCCAGCAGAGCACUAAAGUGGUGGCAAAGUUUUAGAUACAGAAAUUCGCUUGGAAAGGUGUAAAAUUUUCAGAGUGCUAUUUUGGCAAAGUACACUUCAAAAGGUUGAAAUGUUAGAGUGCUGUUUCCUUGUGUGUGCGCGCAAAAAUGCAUCACCUUGGUGCAUGAGAAUCCAUCUUGUCUUUGCCAUGCUUCAAAGGUCACCCGAGAACGUCAAAACUCGUUCUUUGUAAAGCACCGGCAACAGCACGAGUUUUAGAUUUUUCUUACGGGAGAGAAAGGGAGUGCCGUUUGUGACUGAGCAUGAGUUGCCAACUUGCCGGAGGUGCAUACAUUCUUCGGGGAACGCAGAUAGUUGUACUAAAGUCUCCAUUGCAUGGGGAACAUUAUCUGUAACCGGUUUUUAGAAGUGGCUUGUUAAUUGUAGGAGCUGUUCCAAUUAAACUGUGGUACAUCCAGCAGAUUGAGGCAGUACAGUAGCGUGCGCGAUUGUCACAUGUUGUCUGUUGUGUCAGUGCCGAUGAUCAUGUGGUCACGCAACAAACACUUACAUGUAGUGGCUCCAGAGCUAUUUGUAUACGCGAGUGCGAAGCUUUCUCUUGAGUGUUCCUUUUUUUUUUUUUUUUUUCUCUCGAAGUGACUAGCAUUGUGUUCUUCAUCCUGUGAAGCUUGGUGUUAACUACUGCAUUAAUGUGCAAGACGUGCAUAUUUUAUAUAGACACAUCAACCAUCGCGCGUGAGUCACUUGUGCUUUGUUUACUCCAUACCACGUGUCGCCUCAUCUGCUCUACAAAUGAGUUGCCUUCAGCCAUCAUCACUGUCGUUGGGAGAGUGUACACAUAGGAGAAGUCUGACCGAAGAGAGCCUUCAAGUCUGGAGUGUGACUAAGCAUAUUCUGAUGUUCGAGUCAUGUGUCUUCAACUUUUUUUGCAUAAAGCAGAGCUGCUGUCCCUGUA
This is a messenger RNA of Dermacentor silvarum, 9621 nucleotides long. RefSeq names its product protein yippee-like 2 (gene Ypel). Lineage: Eukaryota; Metazoa; Arthropoda; Arachnida; Ixodida; Ixodidae. Bases 392 to 736 code for a protein of 114 amino acids. The record is from RefSeq and is a predicted model, not a curated record. The transcript has 5 exons.